Molecule: messenger RNA, 7058 nt
Organism: Tympanuchus pallidicinctus (lesser prairie-chicken)
Lineage: Eukaryota; Metazoa; Chordata; Aves; Galliformes; Phasianidae
Gene: ADGRB1
Product: adhesion G protein-coupled receptor B1
Exons: 33
Coding region: 951-5828 (1625 amino acids)
Biological process (GO): cell surface receptor signaling pathway; negative regulation of angiogenesis; G protein-coupled receptor signaling pathway
Cellular component (GO): plasma membrane
Molecular function (GO): G protein-coupled receptor activity
Source: RefSeq, a predicted model, not a curated record
GUGUGGAUGUGUGUGCGUUUCAUCCCUCCCUCCCAUCCCUCCCUUCCCCUCUCUCUCUCUCUCUCUCUCUCUCUCACUCUAAUGUGUGAUCUGGAAAGCUUAUAAAAGCCUGAUGUAAUCCUUAAUGCAGCCCCUGGCUACAAAGACUGGAUCUAGUUUCACAGAGAGAGAUUCAGAAGCAGAAUUAAAAAAAAAGAAAAGAAAAGAAAAAAGAAAAAGGAAAAAAAGUGGGGGGAGAAGAGAGAGAAAGAAAGAAAAGCAGACGAGUGGAUUUUAACCAAACAUAUCUUUCUGGAGAAGACUGUUCUCUCUCUUCGCUGCUGGGAAAGCUACUCUGAACCCUGCUGUAUAUUUUUGGGAGGGAAGAAGAAGAGGAAGACUUGAUUGCUUGGAUCUAAUGCUUUGCUGGCUUUUAACUGCGUUUUUCCGCUCUCCUAAGGAUUCCUCAAAACCCGGCUUAAUUAUUUUCAGCUUUUCUCUUCCACCUGCCUCUCUGCAGAGACACCAAAGGUUCUCCCUUCCUCUCCCUCCCCACUCCCGUUUCUUUUAGAAUAUUUCCCCCCCCCCCCCCCCCCCCCCGUUCGAUAUAUACAUAUAUAUAUAAAUGUGUAUGUAUAUAUAUAUGUAGAGGCAAGAGUGGAGGGAGAGUGAGCUCUGCCUUUUGGACUCCACACGCUGCCCUAUGUUGGGUUGGUUACCCCUGGAUAUGUCUCUGCUUUCCAUUUGGAAUUUGACAAAGGGAAGAAGGAGGAUAUAAAACCUGGGGAGCUCUGCAAGGUGUUGUUGAUGGCCACAGGAGGGAGCUCAAAUCCAGACAUGGGAGGAUUGGCUUGAUUUCUGAUCCAGAGCCACUUAAACUCUCACUUUUCCUCUAAGCUGGUCCCUGUUAUGUCCAGGAUCUGGCACCUGCUUGACAUUUACUUUGAGUUCCAGAGGACCAGAGACCUAGGAUGAGGAGCAUUGGAUCUGCCCUGAACCUGCUUUUGGUAUUGCCACUCUACUUUGUGUGGACCGUGGUCGCUCUGGACCUGGCACAAAAUCCCUGCACCACUUUGGUCCAGGGGAAAUUCUUUGGAUAUUUCUCCUCCUUUGCCGUCUUCCCAUUGAACUCCUCACUCUGCUCUUGGAUUAUCCAGAACCCUGACCCUCGGAGAUACACCUUGUACAUGAAGAUCCUCAAACCUACCGGCAUAUGUGACCACCAGCACAUCCGCACCUACCAAUUUGACUCCUUCCUGGAAUCCACCCGCACCUACCUGGGCAUGGAGAGCUUUGACGACGUGUUGAAGCUCUGUGAUGGGUCGACCCGCUAUGCUUUUCUCCAGUCUAACAAACAGUUCCUCCAGAUGAAGCAGACUGCACCUCCAGGAGUAGAGAACGGACCGGUGCGGUGGAAACCCAUCAAGGCUCAGGAGAGAGACUUCUCGGUGGAAUACCUCGUGGUGGGCAACAGGAAUCCUAGCAAAGCUGCAUGCCAGAUGCUCUGCAAGUGGCUGGAUGCGUGCUUGGCCAUCAGCAGCAGCUCCCACCCAUGUGGCAUUAUGCAGACUCCGUGCUCUUGCUCAGGAGGGGAGAUCCUAGAUCAAGCCAGUGAGAUCCUGGGGUUCCCGAAGAAGAAGGAAGAUUGUUAUAAGGAUGGAAUUUACUUAGAGAAUUGCCUGAGCAGCCCCAAGGACAGCAGUGGAGUGGAGUUCCUGGGUGGUUGGAACACGUGGUCGGCUUGGGGCGACUGCACCAAGGACUGCGGGGGAGGCCUGCAGACCCGCAUGCGUACCUGUAAGCCCCUUCCCAAUGAAGGCCUGGCCUGCGAGGGAGUCCUGGAGGAAGGACGUCUGUGCAAUAGGAAGGCGUGCAAUACCAAUGGACGCUAUAAUUCCAGAAGCCAAUCGCUGAGGUCCACAGAUAACAGAAAGCGAGAGGACACUGAUGAACUGCAGCACUACGGGUACCCUGCACCUCAAAUAGGUGACCCUGCAGCAGAGGAGUGGUCCCCAUGGAGUGUGUGUUCAACUACCUGCGGGGAGGGCUGGCAGACCAGGACCAGGUUCUGUGUGUCGUCUUCCUACAGCACUCAGUGCAGCGGCCCUCUCCGGGAACAGAGACAGUGCAACAACUCUGCCAUAUGCCCAGUGCACGGUACCUGGGAUGAGUGGUCUCCAUGGAGCCUCUGCUCUUCCACGUGUGGGAGAGGGUACAGGGAUCGGACCCGCACAUGCAAGCCCCCACAGUUUGGUGGGAACCCCUGCGAGGGCCCAGAGAAGCAAACGAAGUUCUGCAACAUUGCACUUUGCCCAGUGGACGGCAACUGGAAUGAGUGGUCGAGCUGGAGCUCCUGCUCCGCUUCCUGCUCCAACGGCACCCAGCAGCGGACGAGGGAAUGCAAUGGACCUUCCUAUGGGGGAGCUGAAUGCCAAGGACAUUGGGUAGAGACCCGAGACUGCUUCCUACGUCAGUGCCCAGUGGAUGGGAAAUGGCAAGCCUGGGGAGUGUGGGGGAGCUGCACCACUACUUGUGGAGGUGGAACUCAGAGACGUGACCGUGUGUGCUACGGACCCUUCUUUGGAGGAGAGACCUGCCAGGGUCCCAAGGAAGAGUAUAGGCAGUGCAAUGACAGGAAGUGUCCUGAGCCCCAUGAGAUCUGUGACGAGGAAAGUCUUGCCUCUGUGGUUUGGAAAGAGACGCCUGCUGGGGAUGCUGCAGCUGUUCGGUGUCCUCGCAAUGCCACCGGGCUAAUCCUUCGAAGAUGCACUUUAGAUGAAGAAGGGAUAGCUUACUGGGAGCCUCCAACAUACGUCAAGUGUGUUUCUAUUGAUUACAGGAACAUACAGAUGAUGACCAGGGAGCAUCUUUCCAAAGCUCAGCGUGGACUGAUGGGAGAUGGGCUGUCAGAAGUGCUCCAGAACCUUGUGGAAAUCUCCCAGGAUGGGACCAGCUACAGCGGAGACUUGCUGUCCACCAUUGAUGUACUCAGGAACAUGACAGAGAUCUUCCGUAGGGCUUAUCACAGCCCAACUUCUGGAGAUGUGCAGAACUUUGUCCAGAUCAUCAGCAACAUUUUAUCGGAGGAAAACCGGGACAAGUGGGAGGAAGCUCAGCUGAUAGGGCCAAAUGCCAAGGAAUUGUUCAGGCUUGUAGAGGAUUUCAUUGAUGUCAUCGGCUUUCGCAUGAAGGAUUUCCGGGAUUCCUACCAAGUGACGGACAAUCUGGUCCUUGGCAUUCACAAGCUGCCCGCUAACGCAGCAACUGACAUCACCUUCCCCAUGAAAGGCUGGAGAGGCAUGGUGGACUGGGCCAAGAAUUCAGAAGACAAGGUCACUGUCUCCAAGAGCAUCCUGUCUUCGGGGCUGACAGAGACAGACGACUCUUCAGUCUUCGUGGUAGGGACUGUGCUGUACCGGAAUGUGGGCAACAUUCUCUCGCUCCAGAGGAACAGCACUGUUCUGAACUCCAGAGUCAUCUCUGUGACUGUGAAGCCAUUUCCCCGGUCCCUUCUCACCCCUUUGGAAAUUGAAUUCUCCCACCUGUACAAUGGAACCACCAACCAGACCUGCAUCCUGUGGGAUGAAACUGAUAGCAGAGCCUCCGCCUCCCUGCCCGGCGCCUGGUCCUGGCGCGGUUGCCGAACGGUCCCGCUCGACGCCUCCCGGACUAAAUGCCUCUGUGACAAGCUCUCCGCCUUCGCCAUCUUAGCCCAGCUCAGCCCCGACAUGAACAUGGAAAAGGUGCUGGUCCCUUCUGUCACGUUAAUUGUAGGCUGUGGAGUAUCUUCGCUGACACUUUUGCUGUUGAUUAUCAUUUAUGUCUCUGUUUGGAGAACUCAGGUUUUUCCGUGCCUGGGGUAUCAUUGGAUCUGCUCAAGUCCUUGUCCUCUCCUGCUUUUCCUCAGGCUGGGCAGCACUGGGCAGCGCUGGUAUAUCCGCUCAGAGCGCUCGGUCAUUCUUAUCAACUUCUGCCUGUCCAUCAUCUCCUCCAAUGCUCUCAUCCUGAUCGGACAGACCCAGACGCGGAAUAAGGUGAUAUGCACGCUGGUGGCGGCUUUCUUGCACUUCUUCUUCCUCUCCUCUUUCUGCUGGGUGCUGACCGAGGCCUGGCAGUCCUACAUGGCCGUGACGGGUCGGUUACGGAACCGCAUCAUCCGCAAGCGCUUCUUGUGUCUCGGAUGGGGGCUCCCUGCCUUGGUGGUUGCCAUUUCUGUGGGAUUUACUAAAGCCAAGGGGUACGGCACCGUGAACUACUGCUGGCUGUCAUUAGAGGGAGGUCUUCUCUAUGCCUUCGUGGGACCUGCUGCUGCUGUUGUUUUGGUGAACAUGGUUAUUGGCAUUCUGGUUUUUAACAAACUUGUAUCCAAAGAUGGAAUAACAGAUAAGAAACUGAAGGAACGGGCAGGUCAGAUGGCAGUGCCCCUUUACGGCAUGACGCUCAAAUGUUCCAAGUGUGGAGUAGUUUCUUCUGCUGAAGUUUCGGCCACAGCCACCAGUAACGCCAUGGCAUCCCUUUGGAGCUCCUGUGUGGUCUUGCCACUCCUGGCUCUCACCUGGAUGUCUGCAGUUCUGGCAAUCACAGAUCGGCGGUCAGCGCUCUUCCAGAUCCUUUUUGCUGUCUUCGACUCAUUGGAAGGCUUUGUCAUUGUGAUGGUCCAUUGUAUCCUUAGGAGAGAGGUUCAGGAUGCUGUGAAGUGCCGAGUAGUAGACCGCCAGGAAGAGGGCAAUGGAGACUCUGGGGGGUCAUUUCAGAACGGACAUGCUCAACUAAUGACCGAUUUUGAGAAGGAUGUGGAUAUGGCUUGUAGAUCAGGUGAGCACAUCACAGUGCUGAAUAAAGACAUCACAGCCUGCAGGACCUCCACCAUCACAGGAACACUGAAGCGCCCAUCGCUACAGGAUGAAGAGAAAUUGAAGCUCAAUCAUCAGAAGGGGUCAUCAAACUUUAACAGUCUUCCAGCCAAUGUGUCCAAGUUGCAUCUUCAGGGCUCCCCGCACUACCUGGGGGCCAUCAACCUGAAUGAGUUCAGCAAUCACAGUCUCACUCUGAAGAAGGACAAGAAUCAACCACCCAAGUCUAUCUACAUCUGUGACGGGGACAUCUUCAAGAAGUUGGACUCAGAACUCUCUCGGGCACAAGAACAAACACUGGACACCAGCUAUGUCAUUCUGCCUACCAAUACAUCCACCUUACGGGCCAAACCACCCAAGGAUGAGAGCAAAUACAGCAUCAAUAUAGACCAGAUGCCCCAGACACGGCUGAUCCACCUCAGUAUGGCUACCGACCCAGGUUUUGUCGUCAAAAGUCCUCCACGGGAACCUGUGACCAUGACUUGCAGUGAGGUGCAAGGUUCUCCCAUGAUACAACAGCAGCAGCAGCUGCCUCCACAGAAUAUCCCCAGCGAGUCACAGAUUCCCAACAGCCUGUGUGACACAGGUGACUCAGGGAACUCAGGUGUGGUGUCCAAGAGUGAGACCGUCUCCACUCUCUCCAUGAGCUCCUUGGAGAGACGGAAAUCACGGUAUGCAGAACUAGAUUUUGAGAAAAUCAUGCACACAAGAAAACGUCACCAAGACAUGUUCCAAGAUCUGAAUAGAAAACUUCAGCAUGCAGAGAAGGAGAAGGAGUCUCCAACAACGGACAGCAAGCAAGAAAAACAGCAGACACCAAACAAGAGACCCUGGGAAGGAAUCAGGAAAGUCCAGUCCCCACCGUCAUGGGUUAAAAAGGACAUCGAACCUGUGGCACAAUCUCCCCUAGAACUAAAAACUGUAGAGUGGGAGAAAACAGGGGCCACCAUCCCUCUGGUGGGACAAGACAUUAUUGACCUUCAGACGGAGGUCUGAGCGGAAGGGGAAGAAAGGGACUUUUUUUUCCAGAAAACAAAUGAAACAAACAAACAAAACCACGUUUUAAAGAAAUGAUUAAAUUAAAUCGGAACCGAGUGAGAGAAGUGUUUGGUUUCUUUUGAAACCUUUGGUAAGACGGAGUAACUUUUGUAUUGUUCUCAGCAGAGUGGGGAAAUAUUGCUUUAUAGAGUAUAGUAGAUGUAGGUUCAGGACAACACAAGCUUUGCCAGGUAGGACUGGAGAAGAAGUGAGCCUGGAAGAGAGCGAGGAGGAGGCAGAGGGUGGGGAGGAGCUGUUGGGGAAGAGCCCUGUCGAGAUGCUUUGGGGCCACUGCCAUACGCCAGGACCCUUCCUGCUGUGCCACGGAGAGCUGCAGAAGGACACCCAGAAACCACCACCAUGAGCCAAGAAGAUAGAGGUUGUCUGGGGAGCACAGGAGGUGACGUCGGCGGGAGCCUCACCGAGAUGCGUUGUGGCUGUAGGUCCUGGAAGAGACACAACCUAUGGCAUCCCUUGCCAGACCUCAUUUCCCACCUCUCCCUCAUCAUCUUAUCCGAGAAGGAAGGCGCUGGGAUCUGUCAAGUGGUGGCUGAGGAAACAUCCCCACUUCUUCAUGCUAUCACAUGAUCUGGUGUCCUGGCAUCUCUGCAGCAUAUCCCUAAGGGGGUCGGGGGGAAGUGGUGGCGAGAGUCACAUCACCUAUGGCUUAGAGGGAGAGGUAAGGUGGGGCUUUCUCCUCUCAGCCCUUCAUGGUGGAGCUCCUGUGCACCCUAAGGGAUGGGACAAGCACUGGAGAAAGGAACCACCUCCAAAAUCUGCUCGCCCAGUCUCCAGGGAAAAGGUUGAAGGUGUUAGAAAAACAGACCAACAAGAAGAAUGUAGGUCAUUUCACUGACUGUUACAUAGAUAAACUCAGCACGGGCCUUGCAAAGGUCUGCUUGGCCUCAUCCUUUUUUUUUUUUUUUUUUUCCUGUUACUUUUCCUUCCUUUUGGACUCAGAUUUGUUCCAAGCUGCUCCUCCUUGGAAGGCAGAGAGAGAAAGAGGGAAAGACAGAUCCACCAAUGUACCUGGAGAUAUUUGGUAUACAGAGAUGUUGCCUUAGGACAUUGAGACAAACUGACAACACGAAUAACGUCCACUUGGAAACAAACAAACAAACAAAAAAAUAAUCUAUUUUUUUCCUUCUUCUUUUCUUUUCUUCAAUAAAAAGAGAACUUGAAACCCGA